This is a messenger RNA of Zonotrichia albicollis (white-throated sparrow), 2022 nucleotides long. NCBI's taxonomy places the organism in Eukaryota, Metazoa, Chordata, Aves, Passeriformes, Passerellidae. The record is from RefSeq and is a predicted model, not a curated record.
AGGACGCCUAUAAAAUCCGGAUCCGCAUCGAUGACGAGCCUGCCAACCUGGACAUUCUGGACACGGCAGGGCAGGCAGAGUUCACAGCCAUGAGGGACCAGUACAUGAGGGCAGGGGAAGGGUUCAUCAUCUGCUACUCCAUCACGGACCGGCGCAGCUUCCACGAGGUGCGCGAGUUCAAGCAGCUCAUCUACCGCGUGCGCGUGUCCAAGGAGGAGGGCUCUGCCCUGGCCAGGGAGUUCAGCUGCCCCUUCUUCGAGACCUCGGCCGCCUUCCGCUACUACAUCGACGACGUGUUCCACGCGCUGGUGCGCGAGAUCCGCCGCAAGGACCGGGAGGCCGCCGCCGCCAUGGAGAGGAAAUCCAGGCCCAAGAGCAGCGUCUGGAAAAGGCUCAAGUCCCCCUUCAGGAGGAAGAAGGAUUCGGUCACUUGAACAGCGGAUUUCUCUGCAGAGCAGGACAGAAGCUGUGACCUUUUGCAGCCACGGGAGCUCGGUGACACCGCUGAGGGGACGUGGGACACCUGAGGGGUUGUGAGGGAGGGAAUGCCUAACCCUGCCCGUUGUGUGUGUUUAGAACCAUUCCUGCCUUGAUCCUGGGCGUUGGACUUCUCACCCAGCACCAGUUGUAUUUGUUUGUUGUCAUUUUAUUUCACUGCACCCACCAGGUCACCAAAGGCCCUGGGUUGGUGGCCCUGCAGUUUGGUUUGUGCUUGGUCACAGCAGAGGAGCUGAACUGUGCCAAACAUUCCCAGAGUUGGACGCAGCCUAUCUGAAUCUGGGGUUUUUUCCUGGUGGAAAAAAGGAUUUUGCUGCUCCCUGCAAUGACAGCCCACAGUGUGAGAGGCUGAGCAAAGUGUCGUGGCCUUGGAGGUCACUGAAUUCCUUUUGGGACAGAUUUCUUUCCAGCAAAAUGGAAUCUCUGUGUGCAACUUCACCCCAGUGAUCAGUGCUGCAGGUGGGAAUUCAACAAACCAGAAUAAUCCCAGAAUCGUUUCAUCUGGAAAGGUCCCUGUCAGCACAGCCAGGCCCUCAAACAGCUCCAGGUGGGUUGGUGGCCCUGCACUUUGGUUUGUGCUUGGUCACAGCAGAGGAGCUGAACUGUGUAAAACUUUACUGGAAUUGGACCCAGCCUGGCUGAAUCUGGGGUUUUUCCUGGUGGAAAAAAGGAUUUUGCUGCUCCCCACAAUGACAGCCCACAGUGUGAGAGGCUGAGCAGUGUCGUGGCCUUGGAGGCCACCAGAUUUCUUUUGGGACAGAUUUCCUUCCAGCAAAAUGGACAUGGAAUCCUUGUGUGAUCAGUGCUGUGGGUGGGAAUUCAACAAACCAGAAUAAUCCCAGAAUCAUUUCAUCUGGAUAGAUCCCUGUCAGCACAGCCAGGCCCUCAGACAGCCCAGGUGGGUUGGUGGCCCUGCACUUUGGUUUGUCCUUGGUCACAGCAGAGGAGCUGAGCUGAAACAUUGCUGGAGUUGGACCCAGCCUGGCUGAAUCUGGGGUUUUUCCUGGUGGAAAAAAGGAUUUUGCUGCUCCCCACAGUGUGAGAGGCUGAGCAGUGUCAUGGCCUUGGAGGUCACCGAAUUCCUUUUGGGACAGAAAUAUUUCUUUCCAGCAAAAUGGACGUGGAAUCUUUCUGUGCAACUUCACCCCAGUGAUCAGUGCUGUAGGUGGGAAUUCAACAAACCAGAAUAAUCCCAGAAUCAUUUAAUCUGGAAAGAUCCUUGGAUCAGUGAGCCAGCACCAUUUGGUCACCACAGCCAGGCCCUCAGACAGCCCAGGUGGGUUGGUGGCCCUGCCCUUUGGUUUGUCCUUGGUCACAGCAGGAGCUGAACUGUGCAAAAAUUCCAUCCUUGCUGAUUCUGGGUUUUUCCUGGUGGAAAAGAGGAUUUUGCUGCUCCCCACAGUGUGAGGGGCUGAGCAGUGUCAUGGCCUUGGAGGCCACCAGAUUUCUUUUGGGACAGAUUUCUUUCCAGCAAAAUGGAAUCUCUGUGUGCAACUUCACCCCAGUGAUCAGUGCUGCAGGUGG